UACUCACUGUGUGUAUAGAAUGCAAAUUAACAAUAUAUAACGUAUUGUGUUGUUAGCCUGUAAUUAACACAUGCUUGUUAAUAACUUUACGGAACAACCAUACGUUCGUUUAUGUGAUGAAAGUUUAAUUCUUUUUCUAUGUACUAAAACAUGGAUCAAAGUAGGAAGGGUGUCCGGAAUGCAUUAAGCGCAAGCGCAUGCACCCCGAUCUAUUUCCGGGCGCAGGCGUCGGCUGUGUACAUGUAGACGCCGUUCAUUUUAAACCAAAACAUGCGCGAGCUCGGCCGCGGGGGCUCACUCGUAGCUGCCACCAUUGCGGCGUUACACAAUCGAACUGCGAUCGACGGAAAGCCUGGAACAGUUAAUUCGCGCUCGAUCUCCGUAGAGAGCAGAAAUGUUGUGCGAUCCGUGACCAAAGAAAAGUUUCACGACGAUAUUUCACGGCGUGCGUCCGGCGGAAGCGAGCGCCCCUUGUCCACCGCGUCGGAAGCCUCAGAACGCGAUUCAGCUUCCGUUCAGUCCAGCGAGGAGCCGCCCCCACACGAGAGCGGAGAUUCGGAUAGCCCUGAUGAAGCGACCGUGAAAUGUACAGUUUGGACCGACGGAGCUGUUCCAGCGAGGGCGGAGUCUUCCGACUCCGACUCGAGUUCAUCGAGUGAGGAUGACACCGACGAGAAAGAGUAUGAAAUCCGUGGCGGCGAUGCUGACUAUCGAACAUUAACACCGAGCAGACGAUUAGAUAAUUCUACAAGAAGAGAUGAUAACUUUAAAUGGCUACAACCCGGAGAACUCAUAGAUGAGACAGUAGAGCAAAUGGACUCUAGAACUGAAGAAUAUUCUGCAGCUAGUUUAGAUAGACGAAGGCGUCCACACUCGGACCGCAGUGAUCGCGAUCGUAAAUCCCGCUCAUCACUGUCAGGAAAGCCGCCACAGCAUCCGUCUGCUAGUGUUCGGGCUUCCCCACGUCCGCGUCGACCUCGAAAUGAAGAAACUCCACCUGAAUUGCAGAGGCGUUGGAACUCAUAUGAGCAUUUUCGAUGGCCUGAAGGAGGAUGGUGGCCGCCCAUGUGCUGGUGUCACGGACCUCCAGCGCCUCCACCGUGCUGUAUGCAUGAUCGAUCUUGGCCCUCACACCCUUCAUUGCCUUCGGUACCUGCACGACCUUUUAAGAAUGAUGCAGAGGAUCGAGUGCGGCGGCUUGAAGCCGACAAAGAGAACCUUCAGCUGCAGGUUCAGGUGUUAUCUGAACAGAUCGCGGCCCAGAGUGAAAAGAUGGGAGAUCUGGAAAGGUCGUUGCACGAUGCCCGCCAGAGGUUGGAUGACGCUGAUCAAAGGCUACAGAAGGAAAUGUUACAACGCUCCUCUCUUGAAACUCAAAAGCUAGAGCUCUUGUCAAAAUUGAGCGAGGUACGUCUACGCGUUGCUGAGCGAGGGCUUCUAGAACGUUCUCCGCCGCCUGAUGCUGCACCCAUGCCUCUUGUGAGACCAGCACCUCCCAGGACACCGCCUGCGAACUACGGACGUCAAAUCGAGCGCAACACUCACAUGUAUUCGUCGUUGCCGCGCUCGUCGGUGGUAACGUCAGAGGCGCGCGUCGCGUUCGGUAAACAGAACAACAUGGUGGUGGCGCGCGGAUACGGACGCUCUGUGCCGAACCUAGCGGAGAAGGAUGAGGCGAUAGAUCGCGGAAGCCCGUCGCCGUCACUGCGCGAAGUGCGUGCGCGACUCGGAUCCGCUCGUCUCGAGGGCGAUGAUCUCGCACGUCGCUCUCAACAGCGCAGCAGUACCCGCACUACACUGCAUGCACCUACUGUCCACGUCCGCCCCGCGCCAUGGCAAACCAUAGACGUGCGUGAGUGGGAUUGUGAAAUGACAUGCGGGUGGCUGGAGAGCAUGGAUAUGGAGGCGUACAUACCGGCUGCUCGCACUUGGCUCGGUGCCACGCCGUCAGCUCGCGGCGUUCUCGCCGCAGCUUCGCACAACACCAUUGAGAAGGAGCUAGUCAUAAAGCAUCCCAUGCACAAAAAGAAAAUCGUCCUCGCCCUUAUUGAUUUAAUGGGCGGCGAGAGCGACCCGUGGCUGUCGGCGGCGGGGCGGCUGGACUGCGCGUGGGCGCUGCGCUGGCUGGAGGACGUGGGCGUGUGCGGCGCGCGCGCGGCCGCCGCCGAGUGCGCGCUGGACGGCCGCCUGCUGCACCGCCUCGCGCACCACGACCUGCACGCGCACCUGCGCGUCGCGCACGCGCUCCACGCGCUCGCCGUGCGCAGGGGAAUCCAAGUCUUGCGAGACAACAAGUUUAAUCCUGACACGAUGAUCCGUCGGGGGGCGGAGGGCGAGACGGUGGGCGCGGGCGCCGACGGCAGCGAGGGCUCCGACGGCGGGCCGGGCGUGGCGCCCGGGGAGUUGGCCCGCUGGUCCUCGCACCGCGUCAUGCAGUGGCUCAAGGAGAUAGACCUCGCAGAGUACGCGCCCAACCUGCGCGGAGCCGGUGUCCACGGUGGUCUAAUGUUAUUAGAACCACGCUUUACGGCCGAACUUCUAGCGGCACUGCUAAAUAUUCCAGCUAGCAAAACUCUUUUACGGCGACAUCUCACACAACGGUUUAACGAGUUACUGGGUCGAGAUGUUAUACAGCAGAAAAGAAACGCAGAGCAGACACUAGGCUACCAACCUCUCACUGCAACCACCAAAUAUAAGGUACCAAAGAAGAGUCAGUUUUCGCUGAAACGGAAAAAGAGUAAAGACGAAAUGGACAUGGGUGAGCUGGUGUGUCCGUUCCACGACGACGGCUCAGGUGACGUGCCAACCUCACCAACGAUGAGAGUAAAGUCAGCAGCAGUGGGCGUCGCGUCGGCUGUCUCUCCCCCGCGUGACGACGCGCGAGCACAUUAGCUCACUUGCACUACAAUGCGCUAGCUCACUCGCAUACUAGGGCGCUAAUUUACUAGGUUUCUAGCGCAAUAGUGUACUAGCUCACUAGUCUAUCAGCGUCACUUGAAUGCACUUAGCUGGCGUCGGUAAUGUCCAAAUGGUGUCUUAACGACACAAUGUUUGCCUUGGAUUACUUGUUAUUAAUUUUUCAUGUUCGUGAUAAAAAAAUAAUCAUACUAAUUCAAGUUUCAAUAAUCUUUUCAUUAAGAAAAUCAAAUUAAUAUGUAUGAAAUCUUUCAUGAAAUAGAGUUUUAAUUUACGUAUAUUGGUGCUACAGUUAAAUUUGGCGGCACGGAAGUAUUUUGAUAGUUUUCAAGCUGUUUGAACAAAUGUCCAAGGUAUGAUAAGUAUACAAUAAUAUUGUUAUUGAAUUAAGUAUUUAACAAUGUAUAAUUUAAAAUCUAACUGCCAAAUCAUGAGUUCUAUCAGUUUAGUUGAUAAUUUAUAAAGUUUAAAGGAUUAGAUUUUAUUUAAUAAAAAAUAUAUUUAAUAUUAAGUAUAAGUCUAUCACUGAGAGUUAAAAUCGUAAUAACUUUCUAUUUAUUAAUGAACGAUUAAUGAAAAAAAUAAGUUGUCAUAAAGCAAUAGACAUUCCAAUGUUUUCUAUCAAUAUAAAAGUUACAAAUAUUCAUUAUUAAAAAUAUAUUUGAUGAUAUACAAUGCAUAGAUUUGUAAUAUUAUAUUAUUAUCACAAUAGAUUACAGUAUAGAACUUCGUUAAAGGUUUUAAAAAGGUACUUAUCUGUGUUAUAAACAUCUUAUAUUUAUACGUAGCUUGGUAGAACACGACUGAAAGAUGACAAUAUAAUCCUGGUCUCUUUUCUAUUUACUACAAAUAAUUUCCUGUAGAUUUAAGAGUUGAUCGAUGUGAAGAACAACGUGUGUGGUUUAUGAAUAUUCUUGUUAGUGUUUGAGACGUAUUAAUAAAGUUUAUUAAUUUAAGGGUGUUUCACACAAGAACCAAUGUCGUGCUGUAUUAUUAUGUAACGAUCAGUAUUCACACAAACAUACUCUCGCUUCUUUGUAUUUAUACUGACAAGGUCUUUUGAAUCUUAUUGCCGUUUUUUGUAGUUUCCUAAUUUAACAGUGGAACUGAUUUUUUGAUAUACCUAUUAUCUAAUUGUCGCACAAUGUUAACACAUAGGUAUCAAUUUUUUACAUUUUAUAAAAUUUUAUAGAACACAAAUUAGUAUUACCCAUAGGCCUGUUCCUAACACGUUGUGCCAAAUAUACAUAUAAUGCCCUUUAACAAUGGACCCUUGUCUUCCAUAGUGAUGUAAUUCUUAAUAAUAUGUAUACUCGAAAAGUAUUAAAUGGUGUAUAUCAUUAGAACAAGAAGAUCAUUUGUACAAUAAUAUAUUAAAUAAUUUUUACAAUAACUUAAAGUCAUAAAAUGUAAAAGUUAAUAAAUACUGAA
Messenger RNA from Achroia grisella, 4347 nucleotides. RefSeq names its product liprin-beta-1 (gene Liprin-beta). Gene Ontology annotation, biological process: neuromuscular junction development. NCBI's taxonomy places the organism in Eukaryota, Metazoa, Arthropoda, Insecta, Lepidoptera, Pyralidae. The coding region runs from base 271 to 2892 and encodes 873 amino acids. The record is from RefSeq and is a predicted model, not a curated record. Gene Ontology annotation, molecular function: protein binding. The transcript is spliced from 13 exons. Gene Ontology annotation, cellular component: presynaptic active zone.